GGUGCAGAGGGAAAAAGGGGAAAAACAGAUUUGGAGGGAAAAUAAGAGAAGAGGAGAUGCCGGUGGCGAGGCGAGAGACGUGCGAUGGAAGAGUGAUUGCUCAUGUAGACAUGGAUUGCUUCUAUGUUCAAGUGGAACAGAGAAAGCAACCAAAUUUAAGAGGCUUGCCCUCUGCAGUCAUACAGUACAACUCCUACAAAGGUGGAGCCCUCAUUGCUGUUAGCUAUGAGGCUCGCCGAUGUGGCGUCAAACGUUCAAUGCGAGGGGAUGAAGCCAAGGAGGCAUGCCCGCAAAUUCAACUGGUCCAAGUCCCGGUGGCGCGUGGUAAGGCUGAUCUCAACUCGUACAGGAAUGCGGGUUCAGAGGUUGUUUCGGUUCUUUCACAGAAGGGCCGUUGCGAAAGGGCUUCGAUUGAUGAGGUAUAUCUUGAUCUAACCCAUGCUGCUGAAACCAUGUUGAUGGAAACUCCUCUGGAUAGCAUGCAAGACUUUGAGGAUGAAGUUCUCAAGUCACAUGUUUUGGGUUUGGAAAUUAAGGAUGGAAGUGACGCCAAAGAUGAAGUUAGGAAGUGGCUUUGCAGGAGUGAUGCUAGUUACCAAGAUAAGCUAUUAGCUUGUGGGGCUCUCAUUGUGUGUGACCUCAGGAUGAAGGUGCUGAAAGAGACAGAAUUCACAUGCUCUGCUGGUAUUGCUCAUAAUAAGAUGCUGGCUAAACUUGCAAGUGCUAUGAACAAACCUGCACAACAAACAGUUGUGCCACAAUCAUCUGUUGAAGGGUUGCUUGCUUCUUUGCCAAUAAAGAAAAUGAAACACCUUGGGGGAAAGCUGGGGAGUUCCUUACAAAGUGAUCUUGGUGUCAACACUGUUGGUGAUCUGCUUCAGUUUUCAGAGGAGAAGUUACAACAGUGGUAUGGGAUCAAUACUGGUACUUGGUUGUGGAAUAUUGCUAGAGGAAUCAGUGGGGAAGAAGUUGAGGGGCGACUACUUCCAAAGAGCCAUGGUUCUGGCAAGACAUUUCCUGGGCCUCAGGCUUUGAAAACCGUUGAUUCUGUUCAACACUGGCUUAAUCAAUUGUGUGAAGAGCUGAACGAACGCCUUCACUCUGACCUUGAUCAAAACAAACGGAUUGCACAGACACUGACUCUACAUGCUAGAGCAUAUAAGACAGGGGAUUCAGAUUCUCAUAGAAAGUUUCCUUCUAAAUCUUGUCCUUUAAGGUAUGGGACUAGAAAGAUUCAAGAGGAUGCCCUAAUUCUAUUUCAAGCUGGGUUACGUGAUUUUUUGGGCUUCUACAACUGUAAGGCUCAUGGAAACGAAAAUAACAACUGGGGAGUAACAUCACUUUCUGUUUCUGCAAGUAAACUUGUGUCCAUACCAUCUGGGACACAUUCAAUUGUUAAAUACUUUGGAGGGUCAUUUCCAUCCAGUUCUACAUCAAAUCAAUCGCUGGAUGUUGUGAUUGAUGAAGCUGCUCCAUCCUCGCCUUCAGGAAGUGGAAAUUGUUCAGGAUUGGUUCCCAAUGAAUUUGAGCUUGAAUAUCCUGAAGACACAGGAAUGAAAGAUUCAAAGGCUUGUUUGGAUCAACAGGAUCCGUUGUGUCAUUUAUCCUGUAAAGCAGAUGGCUUGACUGAAGAAUCCUCCCUCGUGUCACCCUCAGGAAGCGAAGACAGAAUCCUGCACAAUGAGCCACAUAGAGAUUUACCUGCAACAGAUCUUAGGCGUGUUUCGAAUAUCUCUAGUUUGAAAGCAGUUGGGAAGAAAAAGACAGCAGGAAAGAAGCUUCAAGGGAAUUGUUCAAUUGUACAUUUCUUCAAUAAUUACCAUAAUUCCCAGUCUUCAUUGGAGCAGAAGAAUGUCAAAAUAUCAUCAUCACUUGGAUCUCACUCUGCUGAUAAUAGUCAUUCAACUUGUAUUCAAGUUGAGAUGCCUGCUGAGCACCCUCAUGAAGAGUUUGAUACAAACAAGAGUCGAUGUAGCGUAGGUAAUAUGCCACAAGGAAGGCAAGAUUGGAGUUAUAACAUCAAUGAGAUUGACCCCUCUAUCAUCAAUGAAUUACCACCAGAAAUUCAGCAAGAGUUUCAAAUCUGGCUUAGGCCGCAUAAGCGGCCUAAUGUGGCUAAACGAGGUUCUAGUAUUACUCACUAUUUCUCACCUGACAAAAGUAGAUAAAAUGAUUAUUGACUUUGGUUUAUUGUACAUAUUAGUCUGAUUUUUUUAAGAAAUAUGUAAGGUAGCUGAUUUGUGAUUUGGCUAUUUGGUUGAGACAUUUUAUGGUUUUUUAAGUAUGAUGCUCCAUGUAAGGUUUUUAUGUAAAUAAUGCAUAUCAUUAUAUCCGACCGAAUUCAACAAAAAAUUGCUAGUGCA
Glycine soja is the source of this 2363-nucleotide messenger RNA. Its product is annotated as DNA polymerase eta. Gene Ontology annotation, biological process: response to radiation; error-prone translesion synthesis. Bases 57 to 2168 code for a protein of 703 amino acids. Gene Ontology annotation, cellular component: nucleus; replication fork; site of double-strand break. Gene Ontology annotation, molecular function: DNA-directed DNA polymerase activity; damaged DNA binding. Lineage: Eukaryota; Viridiplantae; Streptophyta; Magnoliopsida; Fabales; Fabaceae. The record is from RefSeq and is a predicted model, not a curated record. The transcript has 16 exons.